AUCGCUCCGUCGCCAGUCAAGACGAAAUUCCCGACUGCACGCAUCAAGCGAAUAAUGCAAGCAGACGAAGAAGUAGGAAAGGUUGCACAGCAGACGCCCAUUGCCGUGGGCAAGGCUCUCGAGCUUUUCAUGGUACAGAUUGUGGAGAAAAGUGCCGAGGUAGCCAAGGACAAGAACUCCAAGAGGAUCACAGCCCCGAUGCUCAAGCAAGCCAUCGACUCGAAUCCACAGUGGGACUUCUUGCAAGAAAUUGUCUCCAAGGUUGGCGAGGAGAAGGAGGGGUCUAAGGCA
This is a messenger RNA of Pseudomassariella vexata, 291 nucleotides long. Its product is annotated as histone-fold-containing protein. Gene Ontology annotation, molecular function: transcription corepressor activity; core promoter sequence-specific DNA binding; RNA polymerase II general transcription initiation factor activity. Gene Ontology annotation, cellular component: negative cofactor 2 complex; nucleus. The transcript has a single exon. The annotation marks the transcript as partial. Gene Ontology annotation, biological process: positive regulation of transcription by RNA polymerase II; negative regulation of transcription by RNA polymerase II; transcription by RNA polymerase II. The record is from RefSeq and is a predicted model, not a curated record. Lineage: Eukaryota; Fungi; Ascomycota; Sordariomycetes; Amphisphaeriales; Pseudomassariaceae.